CGGCUAAUGGAGGGACCAGAGCACGUGUCAGCUGAAAGCCUUGAGACUCGCGGUCAAGUAAGGCUUCUCCUUCAAAGAAUCCUUGGAUCCAAAGGUGACUUAAAGUCCAAGCCUCAAAGCUCCUGCAACCUUUUAGCCCUGGCCCCAGGUGACUUCAAGUCCAAGCUCCAAAGCUCCUGCAAUUCUCAGCCCUGGCUCCAGGUCCCUGCUUUGCAUCCUGCCAAAGUCAAGUUUCCAAGCUCCCAAGGAAUCUACUUGGAUCAAGUACUAGCUGACAGCUCGAAGCCUCUGUCCUCCAAGCGAACCCUGCUCACCCUCCACCAACCAACUAUCCACCACCAGCUUCCGAGAAUCUCCUCAGGUAACCAAAUUCACAGAAUCAAAUCGUCUAGAUCUCAUCUGAAACCUUACCUCAAGAAACUCACCACCACUUUGGACUACCACAGACUCAGCAGCAGUCUCACAGCUCUCCCUUACUCGACAUCACUCUUCCUCAUCAAACUCACCUCCAUCCACAAUAAGCCAAAGUUUAAGAUCGUUUCCCAUCUGUUUCCUAAACAUAAUUUAAGAUUACUUACCUCUUGCGUCUCUCCCAUACAGUCUGCAGUUUUCAGUCCCGGUUCCGGUAUUCACCUUUUAAAAAAACUGGCUAAUCUUUUCUCCUGCCUCCUGAGUGUCUCUCUGUAUGUGGGUCGAAACAAUUAAACGAUGACACCCUCAGUAU
This is a messenger RNA of Girardinichthys multiradiatus, 724 nucleotides long. RefSeq lists its product as uncharacterized. The transcript has 2 exons. The record is from RefSeq and is a predicted model, not a curated record. Lineage: Eukaryota; Metazoa; Chordata; Actinopteri; Cyprinodontiformes; Goodeidae. The coding region runs from base 7 to 705 and encodes 232 amino acids.